CUAUUCCUUCUUUCACGUUUUCUCCGACACACUCUUAUCCAUCCAAUCCAACAAAACCACAUCUACAUCCCCAGUAGAGGCUGUUCAAUUUCUAUACUACUUUAGAAUACAAGUUUUCAAUUUUGUUGUAGAGAGAGAGACAGAGAGACAGAGAGAGUAAGAUAGUAUAGUAUAGUAGAGAGAUGGGAAAGAGAAGGGAGCUAUUGAUAAUGUGGGUUGUUGCUGCGAUGUCAAUGGAGGUGUGCUGGUGUUGGCGUGUUGAGGAAACAAUGGGCAAUGCGAAUGAGAGGAUGAAUCUGGCGGCGGAGAACAUGAAGUUGAGAGCUGAAGAAGCGAAGCAGAGAACUGCAGAGACCUUGCAAGACGCUGGGGAGAAGGCUGAUUCUUGGACUGGUUGGGCUGUCGGAAAAGUCUCCCAGGGACUUGGAUUCAACCAAGAAGACGCAAAAGAGUCAGGUCAAAGGAUGAUGGAUAAAGCUGGGGAUGCUGCGUCAAAAACCACAGAGACAAUGAAUUCUGCUGCGUCUGAAACAUCAAAAUAUGCUUCUCAAAAGACUGGUGACGCAACCAACUUGGCUUCAGAGAAAAUGGGUCAAGCAAAGAAUUUUGCUUCUGAGAAGUUAGGUCAAGCCACGAACAUGGCGUCUGAUAUGGCCAGUGAUGCCAAAGACACGAUGGUAGAAACAAUGUCGCACGGGAAAGCUAAAGCAUCUGAUGCCUGCGAUUUUGCUUUUGAAAAGGGGGAUCAAGCCUUGAAUAUGGCUUCAAAUAAGGCUGGUGAUGCCAAAGAGACAAUAGCUAGAGCAAUGUUACAUGGAAAAGAUAGGGCUUCUGAUGCUUACACCUCUGCAUAUGAGAAGGCAACUCGACCCAUAGAUAUGACCUCAGACAUAGCUGGAGGUGCCAAAGAGACGAUGGAUAACGCGAUGUCACGAGGGAGAGAUACAGCCUCUGAUGCCUACGCAUAUGCGUAUGAGAAGGCAGAUGAAGCCAAGAAUGGGGCCUCGGACAUGGCUGGAAAUGCCAAAGAGACAAUGAUUGGAGCAAUGCCACAUAUAAGAGAUAGAGCUUCUGAUGCCUACACCAUAGCAUCUGAGAAGGCAGAUCAAGCCAAGAACAUGGCCUCAGACAUGGCUGGGGAUGCCAAAGAGACGAUGGCUGGAGCAAUGUCACGCGGGAGAAAUAAAGCCUCUGAUGCCUACACCUUCGCAUCUGAAAAGGCGGAUCGAGCCAAGAAUACGGCUUCAGAUAUGGUUGGUGAUGCCAAAGAGAUGGUGGAUGGAGCAACGUCACAUGGAAGAGAUAGAGCCUCUGAGGCAUACAACUAUGCUUCUGAUAGGGCAGAUCAAACCAUAAGAAUGGCUACAGAUAGGGUCAAUGAUGGCGAAGAUUCAAUGGGAGUGUACGAUGAUGCUAAAGACACUAUUGGUGAUACAUACAUGUCAGCCAAGGAAACCAUGACUGAUCAGGCGAAGGAGAAGUAUGAGGCUGCCAAAGAAAAGGCUUCUGAAGCCACAAGUAAUCUAGGAGUGAAGAUGAGAAAGACUGGUGCAAAUCUAUAAAGAAUUGAUGACAUUUAAGUUAUUUAAUAGUAAUAAUUAACCACUACUAUUGACUAUGCCUUGUGCGAGUCAUUGUUCUUAUUUUCUUUGACUUAUGUUCCAUUGAUGAAAUUUUUUUUAGGCACUUUUAGGAACUUGAAUUUUUGUAUUUCAUAAAACGUUGUAAGUGUGGCCUUAAGAGUCAGCUUUAUAAUACAUUUUUGCAU
Molecule: messenger RNA, 1768 nt
Organism: Camellia sinensis
Lineage: Eukaryota; Viridiplantae; Streptophyta; Magnoliopsida; Ericales; Theaceae
Source: RefSeq, a predicted model, not a curated record